CAAAUCAAACCAAAUACUAUCAUUUUCAAAAGCAAAUUAAACUAAAUAUGAAUAAUUCUCAGAACAUUAGUUACCAAGCUGGCCAGGCCAAGGGCCAAGCUCAGGAAAAGGGCAAUCAAAUGAUGGAACAGGCUAACAAUGCUGCACAAUCUGCUAAGGAAACAAUGCAGGAGGCGGGGCAACAAAUGAAGGCUACGGCACAAGGAGCAGCAGAUGCAGUUAAAAAUGCUACUGGAAUGAACAAAUGAAAAAUAUUCAUCUGAUCUCACAUCAUGAACUUUGUUCAACAUUUAGGCUAUGAGUUCAACCUUCUUUUUUUUGAACUCUUUUAAUUGGAAUUAGGGGAUAAAUCAAUUAUAAUAAUUAAAUUUGAGUAUUAUUAAGAA
Molecule: messenger RNA, 386 nt
Organism: Solanum lycopersicum (tomato)
Lineage: Eukaryota; Viridiplantae; Streptophyta; Magnoliopsida; Solanales; Solanaceae
Product: stress-induced protein KIN2-like
Source: RefSeq, a predicted model, not a curated record